UUUCUGUCAGCCACUGUUUUUUAUUAAUCUAAAAAGUGAACGUUCAUGAAGGGAGUCUUUACAGCACAGCUGUUGCAUUAAAGACUGCAUUAGUUUUAGCUAGGUGUACCUAAUAAACUGGCAACGAACCGAAUGUGUAGUUCAGAACGCCCCUUGAAAGACAAUCUUGUUCCAUUCAUGCUUUUAUUCAUUGAUCCAAUAGUCUACAUUGUGCAUGCCUAUGAUGUCAAACACACCGCUUUUCAUGAGAGAUAUGCCCAUAUGGAGCGAUCCAUGGGCUCGAAGCAGAGAACAGCCCUGUACAGAGACGUGGUCACCAUCUUGUCGAGGUCGCACGCAGACCGUAACGUCUACCCAUCAGCAGGAGUGCUCUUCGUCCAUGUUCUGGAGAGAGAGUACUUCAAAGGAGAGUUUCCUCCUUACCCAAAAUCAGCUUUGCCUUCAGGUGAUGCCAGCAGUGACCCGAUCACAUUCAACACCAACCUGAUGGGCUACCCCGACCGGCCCGGCUGGCUGCGCUACAUCCAGAGGACCCAGCACAGCGACGGAGUGCUCUAUGGCUCCCCCACCGCAACGCACGCUGGCAAGCCCUCUGUCAUAGAGAUUACCGCCUAUAACAGACGCACUUUCGAGACGGCGCGGCACAACUUGGUCAUAAACAUCAUGGGCACGGAAGAGUUCCCUCUGCCCUACCAGGCUGAGUUUUACAUCAAAAACAUGAACGUGGAGGAGAUGCUGGCCAGCGAGGUGCUGGGCGACUUCCUGGGAGCGGUGAAGAACAUAUGGCAGCCUGAGCGCCUCAACGCCAUAAACAUCACCUCGGCGCUGGACCGUGGCGGCCGCGUGCCCCUGCCCAUCAACAACCUCAAGGAAGGAGUGUAUGUGAUGGUUGGCGCUGAUGUUCCCUUCUCGUCGUGCCUGCGGGAGGUGGAAAGCCCACAUAACCAGCUGCGCUGCAGUCAAGAGAUGGAGCCAGUCAUCAGCUGCGACAAGAAGUUCAGGGCUCAGUUUGACAUCGAUUGGUGUAAGAUCUCUCUGGUUGACAUACACAAAGUGGUCCCGGUAUACAUUACCCGUCCCGACCCGGGCACCGGGAUCCUGCCUGAGUUUGGGGAAUACAACCCCCCGUCUGAGUCUCUGAUGGGCCGGAACUACUUUUCCGACUUCCUUAUCACGCUGGCUGUUCCCUCCGCCGUGGCACUAGUCCUCUUCUUCAUCCUCGGCUACACUAUGUGCUGCCGACGGGAAGGGGUGGAAAAAAGAAACAUGCAAACACCAGACAUCCAGCUGGUCCACCACAGCUCCAUCCAGAAGUCCAGCAAAGAGCUGCGCAGCAUGUCUAAGAACCGGGAGAUCUCCUGGCCCCUCUCCACGCUGCCCGUCUUCAACCCAGUCAGCGGCGAGGUGGUGCCGCCCAUCCACCCCGACAACUACGAGACCACCAGCAUGCCCCUCAUGCAGACACAGACAAAUCUGCAAAACCAGAUUACGAUACCACAGCAACGGCCAUCGGGAGAUAAUUAUGUCAUGUCAACAUUUCGAAGGCUGGAGGUAAAUGGUAUUCCUGAAGAGAGAAAGGUGGCCGAAGCACUGAAUUUGUGACCAGAGACAACGGGUGUCAGAGUGUUGACGGGUGUUGAUUUUCAUAUCCAUAUCUUUGUUUUUUUCUAACAUUUGUGCCAAUCUGCAUGCCUCAAAAGUGUCUUUACAAAAGAUUUAUCGUCCAUAUUGCACUUCCACCUUGAAGAGUGAGUGUGAAAGAGAUCAAAAGAGCUUAGCGGAUUAUAAAAAAACACAUUAGAAUAUUUUGAAAUAUUUGUAAAUGUUAAAAACUAUGUUUGUAUUUCUACUUGCUUUGCACAAUGAACCUCUUAGAGGAAAAAAGGGAGUUUUACAUGGAAAUGCGUUAGUUGUCAUGUGUUAUUAAUUAUAUGUAUUUGUGUCACAUGAUAACAAUAAAUUCUUUCAAAAUA
Messenger RNA from Sebastes umbrosus (honeycomb rockfish), 1973 nucleotides. It is a transcript of the gene sgce, whose product is annotated as sarcoglycan, epsilon. Lineage: Eukaryota; Metazoa; Chordata; Actinopteri; Perciformes; Sebastidae. The transcript has 12 exons. The record is from RefSeq and is a predicted model, not a curated record. Gene Ontology annotation, cellular component: sarcoglycan complex; membrane. Bases 133 to 1602 code for a protein of 489 amino acids.